GACCGGCUUGGACCGGCUCAGUGUAGCGGCUCCACCCGGCUGGCUGUGGGUCCGGACGCGGGACACGGACCGGGGAGCGGCCCGGAGCACGGACCGGGAGGAGGCGACGGGAGAGAAAGAAAACCUCCUUAGCAACAAACCGGUUUCACGGCAUUAUUGGACAGCCGAUCCCGUUCUGUCACCGGGCGGUGCGCCAUGCGGUGGUCAACCUCUGCUUGUCGGUGACGGACAGAUUUCGACGUCGCCGGACGCUGCGACCCACCGGAUCGGAGACAGAAACUGAAAUUGAAGUGGAUUACCAAGACCACAGCCCGGUUACUGGGACAGAACAGCAUCUUGAACCUCUUUGUGGAUCUGCACGGCAGAUUAAAUGGCAUCUUAGCGGGUCUACAGCAACAUAACCAGGACUGCAUAGGACUUUAAAGGAUCUAGAGCCAGAUUACCAGGGCCUCAAUCCAGAUUACCUGUCCUAAACAGCAUUUCACCAGGGUUUCAAACAAAUUGCAAGACUAUAAUCUGGCUACUGAGUCUACAAUAAGGUUAAUUGGACCAUAUGGCCAAGUUGCGGAUUGCGCUGUCAUUUCCGGGAUUACUGUGAUCCCUGGGUAUCGGGGUGGCUGUAUUUUCUGGGGACACCCAUUAUUAUGCUAUCCUAUCUUCACUGUGUCCACAGUGGAACCUUUAACAAGUCAUCAAACAGAAAUUUUUGGGAGGAACUGCUGAAGAGGAAUGGGGAGUCAGGGUGGUGCAGAGUUAGCGAGUCGUUCCCAGGAAGCCUCAUGUUCAGUUCCUCCAAUCGCCAGCGUUUGAGUGUCCAUCUACAGCCAUGUGCCCUGCUGAAGAGCUCUUGAGCAAGACUUCCAGACCCAGCCAGUAAUCCCUCCAACCACUCUGGAUCAGAGCUUCAAAGAAAUGCCUGAAUAAUAAUUUUCUGGCUGUGACAGUAUCACUAUAGUGUUGUUUAUAGUAUGAGAUGAAGGUUGAGUAGUCGCCAGCCUUAUUAUUCACCAUGUUUCCAUAGUAACAUUACUAUAGACAGGUUACGAGUACUACAGCUAAAUUACCAGGGUUAGAAACAGGUAAUCAAGACUGAUCGCUGGCCUACUGGGUCCACGUAGGAAGUUACCAGGCCAGAGGAUGAUGACGGUACUACAACCAGGUUACAAGGUCUAGAGCCAGAUUACUGAGAUUACACAACGAGACUACUGAGUCUACAGAACAGUCACUGGGUCCACGUUCUUUUUUUCUGGAAUUAUAGUUUGAUUACCAAAUUAAUGCGACUAAGUUACUAGGAUUGCAGGGCAUCCUACCAGGACUACACAGCACGUAAUCAAGACUGAGCCAGGUUACUCUGGUAACCAGGUUACCAGGGCUACAAACCAGGUUGCCGGGACUUCGAGUCAUUGAUUAUCUCUGUUGUAAGAUGAAUUCUGGGUAGCGGGGACACUGUUGAACGUUAGCGGUCCGCCAUUCACCAUGUCUCUGAACAACAAGAGCAUCGAGCUGGAGCAUUUCGACGAACGGGACAAAGUCCGGCGAGGUCGCUCCACCCGCACCAAGAGGGAUGACUCCACCAGCAGCACCGGCGGCGGGUCCGGUCCGGGCUCCCGGGGCAGCAGCCUGGUUCCCAGCCCCGCCCACAGCGCCAACUGCAGCUACUACCGGACCCGCACCCUGCAGGCGCUCACCUCAGAGAAGAGGGCCAAAAAGGUCCGGUUCUACCGCAACGGCGACCGGUACUUCAAAGGUUUGUUGUACGCCGUCUCCAGCGACCGGUUCCGCUCGUACGACGCGCUGCUGAUGGAGCUGACGCGCUCGCUGGCGGACAAUCUGCAUCUUCCGCAAGGGGUGCGCACCAUCUACACCAUCGAUGGGAGCAAGAAGAUCACCAGUAUGGACGAACUGGUGGAAGGUGAGAGCUACGUCUGCGCCUCCAACGAGCCGUACCGCAAGGUCGACUAUACCAAGAUCUCCAACCCGAGCUGGAAGCCUGGAGCGAGUGCCGGCACCGCCGUGGUGGGGUCGGCUGCGGCCCGCUCCUCCGCGGCGCCCGCCGGGUCCUCAGCUGCCACGGGGAACGCCACCGCGUCCAGGGAGCGUCCCGAAGGCCGGGAGGGCAGGGAGAGCAAAGACUUCAUCAAGCCCAAGCUGGUGACGGUGAUCCGGAGCGGCGUGAAGCCCCGCAAGGCGGUGAGGAUCCUGCUUAACAAGAAGACCGCUCACUCCUUCGAGCAAGUGCUGGCCGACAUCACCGAGGCGAUCAAGCUGGACUCCGGGGCGGUGAAGAGGCUGUACACGCUGGACGGAAAGCAGCUGACCUGUCUGCAGGAUUUCUUCGGCGAUGACGACGUCUUCAUGGCGUGCGGCCCGGAGAAGUUCCGCUACGCUCAGGACGACUUUGUGCUCACACACAGCAGCAAGACGCCGGCCUUUGUCACCGAGUGCAGGGUGAAGGCGUCUCGCUCGGCCACGUCCCAGAAAGCCACAACUCCCAAGACUCCCAGUGGCGCCUCUGCCUCCAAGACUCCGCCCAAGACUCCGCCCAGAACCAAGUCACCUGGCCCAGCCAAUGAGGUGCCAGCAGGGAAGCCGUCCAGAUCAAGCCCCUCCCCCACCAGUCCCAGGUCACGACGCAGCCUCAAGAUCUCUCCUCAUCGUGCUUCCUCCUCAGAUGUAAACGGAGAGGCCGAGCAACCAGAUGACGCCACUACUGAAGUGAACGGGAACCGCUGCGUCUCCUCCUCCAUCAUCAACGAGAAGUACAAAGUCGGGAAAGUCAUCGGAGAUGGAAACUUCGCCGUGGUGAAGGAGUGUGUGGAGAGGUCGACGGGUCAGGAGUUCGCGCUGAAGAUCAUCGACAAAGCUCGCUGCUGCGGGAAGGAGCACCUGAUAGAGAAUGAGGUGGCGGUGCUGCGGAGGGUUCGACACCCCAGCAUCAUCCAGCUGAUCGAGGUGGAUGACACGCCGACGCAGCUCUUCCUCGUCAUGGAGCUGGUGAAGGGCGGGGAUCUGUUCGACGCCAUCACCUCCUCCACUAAGUACAGCGAGCGAGAUGCGAGUGCGAUGGUGUUCAAUCUGGCCGGAGCCGUUAAAUACCUGCACAGGAUGAACAUCGUGCACCGAGACAUCAAGCCUGAGAACCUGCUGGUGUGCGAGUAUCCGGACGGCACCAAGUCGCUGAAGCUCGGCGACUUCGGCCUGGCGACGGUGGUGGAGGGGCCGCUGUACACCGUGUGCGGGACGCCGACGUACGUGGCCCCGGAGAUCAUCGCCGAGACCGGGUACGGGCUGAAGGUGGAUAUCUGGGCAGCAGGAGUGAUCACCUACAUCCUGCUGUGUGGUUUUCCUCCAUUCAGAAGUGAGAACAACGUUCAGGAGGAGCUGUUUGACCAGAUCCUCCGAGGGAAGCUGGAGUUCCCGUCUCCGGACUGGGACAACGUCAGCCUGCCGGCCAAGAUGCUGAUUGGUCAGAUGCUGCAGGUGAACGUGGACGCUCGAUACACUGCCGAGGAGGUUCUGUCGCACCCCUGGGUGACGGAUGAAGCUCCAUUAGAAGCCAACACUGUGAGCAGCACAGAAGACCAGACGGCUGCAGAAACACUGGAACCAGAGCAGGAGUCCCCGCUGCUGGAGACCCGACAGAUCCCCUCCCCGCUGGUCUAGGACACGUCCCGUUUCGUCCAC
This is a messenger RNA of Myripristis murdjan (pinecone soldierfish), 3684 nucleotides long. RefSeq names its product serine/threonine-protein kinase DCLK2-like. The coding region runs from base 1477 to 3663 and encodes 728 amino acids. The transcript has 16 exons. The record is from RefSeq and is a predicted model, not a curated record. NCBI's taxonomy places the organism in Eukaryota, Metazoa, Chordata, Actinopteri, Holocentriformes, Holocentridae. Gene Ontology annotation, molecular function: protein kinase activity; ATP binding. Gene Ontology annotation, biological process: intracellular signal transduction; protein phosphorylation.